This is a messenger RNA of Trypanosoma theileri, 2181 nucleotides long. RefSeq lists its product as uncharacterized. The record is from RefSeq and is a predicted model, not a curated record. The coding region runs from base 1 to 2181 and encodes 726 amino acids. The transcript has a single exon. Lineage: Eukaryota; Euglenozoa; Kinetoplastea; Trypanosomatida; Trypanosomatidae.
AUGGAAGACAUUGUGCAGUUAUGUUCAUUGUAUACAGUGGAGGAUGAGUCUACGGGAGCAGUGCUUGGGUCUGUUCUUUCAUUUAUGCUCCAAAGAACAGCAACAGUUGCACUCUCCAAGAUGUCUGCAGUGGAACGAGGUAUGUUAACAUCUCGCCUCAUUCAAGCAGGUGGACUGCAAAAUGGAGUAUGCCAGCGUUUUCUUUUUGAGGAACUUUGCCCCCCAUAUAGCACUAUUGCUUUGUUACAACAAAGUCAUGAGACUUACAUGAGGUCUGCUGAGCGUAUGCUGGUAGAUUGGGAGAGGGAAACCUCAACCGGGAUUCUGCGUCGAAGGAGGGGUUCUAUACCUCUCUUAUCUCUUCUCCGUAGUGAUAGAGGUGUGGAGGGGCACCGUCCACCCGUGGAGUUUUUUGGAAAGGGUGCAGAGGAGUUUUUAUCUGCACUGCUUCAUGCAUGGAAUCCAAACCUUACACCACUUCCUUUAUCGCUUGGAGAGUUGCCUCCUGGUCUCGCCACCUAUUUAGCACUACAAUAUCCUGUUCACACACUACAACUGUUGAGAAAGGUAGUCUUGGAGCCGUCUUUGCCAGCUACAUGGAAAAAUAUAUGGAGACGUUUUUUCUUGUCUGAAACUAACUCAGCAGGGGGUGGUGUCUCUACUAUACAUGAUUUACUAACACAAGGGACAUGUGCUGAUUUUUGGCCAUCACUUUUGAAUGCUUUGGUGCAUCCUUUACUGGGUAUAUCUAAGAAUGAUGAUAAAAAUGUUAAUGAUGAAGAAGGGGCUACAGAGUCAAUAUCUUACGAGGGGCCUACAACGUUUGUCACACAUGCUAUGCUUUCUCUAUGGUUACAAGAAAUUAAGCAAUACGAUGAUUUAGAAAAAACCCGGAAAGUUAUCGAAAAUAUUGAAAUGAACGAAAGAACGUCAAAUUUAUCUUUUCUUCAUGCGUUAUCUUUGGGUUUACGAUUAGUGGAGAGAGAUACGAACUCUUUAUCAGAUGGGGAAUUACAGCAGUACUCUUUAGCAGUACUUCGUGCUGCGUAUGGACUUAUGCUUACACUCUAUCAUGGAAAUAAUAUGGCUUCACAUUAUGUGCGUAGUGCUCUAGAUCAUCCAGAUGUUAACAUAUUUGUCCCUUCUUUUGCAGAUUUAAUUAAUGAAGAGUUUCGAUUUAGUGGGAGUGAACUUUGUUGUAGUACCCCCGCCUUUAUUGCCGCCUUGACGUUGCGACUUCCUCUUGCGCAGCUGUAUAUUGCCGAGCAAAUCUGGCGGGUACUUGAGUUAAGAGUUUCCCAUGAUUCAGGGAACGACAUUUCUGAUGAAGAGAUAUCUGAAGUUGAAACACGACUUCAAGUCCUUUUGAACAGUUAUGCCUACAGUGGCAUUCCUCUUGAGACUAAAGAAGAACAAAAGAAGGUUGAGACGCAACCUCUUCAUAGUUCAGUUGGGUCAUCUGAAGAAGGUAAAAAGGAACAUGGAGAAAAUCAACGCCGUACGUUUAGCUUGAAACGAACACGUGAUGAUGGAAAACCAUCCCAAGCGGUUAAUGAGGUUGAUAACAAAAAUAAUCUUUCUCUAGUUUCACCUCCUACGACUUUGGAAAUUGCAGAAAUGGCUUCACGAUUUUCUAGUGCUUUAGUUGAUUUUGCUGUGGAAGAAGUUGCACCAACAAAAACCUUGCUUCACAGUUCAUCACCGCUCUCAACAUUUCCUGCAGGAUCAGAUGGUAAAACAACAUCUAAAGCUCCUCGUUUAUUUCUUGUAACACCUUCACACUUCAAAGGAAUUUUAGGAUUGUACUCUACCUCUUCUCAUUCUCUCUGUUCUAGGGCAGUACAAGAUGUUUGUUGUGUCUUAAUGUCUGUUUUUCUUUACCGACUAUGCACAACGCUGCAACAAUGGCUACUAAACAAGAUAAGUGUUGAGCGGAAAGUAACAGUAAUUGAUCGAUAUUCAUGGCACAUGCAACGGUGUCUACGUUUCUUUUCUGGUUUAGGUGUAUUUCGCUACGCUCCAGUGACUCGGGUGUUGCUACCAGAAUGCCUACGUCAGAUGGAGGCAGAUGCGAAGGAGCGUGAGAAAUCUGCGGAAGGCAAUCUUGAUGAAAUAGUGGCAGCACAAAAAGUGAAGAUGUCUUUGGAAAAGUUUUGUGGUCUUAUAAGAAGGAGUCUUUGA